Messenger RNA from Colletotrichum destructivum, 843 nucleotides. RefSeq lists its product as uncharacterized. NCBI's taxonomy places the organism in Eukaryota, Fungi, Ascomycota, Sordariomycetes, Glomerellales, Glomerellaceae. The record is from RefSeq and is a predicted model, not a curated record. The coding region runs from base 1 to 843 and encodes 280 amino acids. The transcript is spliced from 2 exons.
AUGCUCGCUCUUACACCGCAACUUUCGACCAAAAUGUCUUCUGCUGCCACCCCCCCGGACACCGAGCCUUCGCAGCUCGUACCCGGCGUUUAUAUCCUCCCCGAAAUCUUCCUGAGCAUCGUUGAGGGCGCCGUCGAAAUUGCGGAGCAUGGCGCCUUCACGGACGUCAUGCAAUGGGAGCUCGGCGCCUUGAAUGGUAUCAAUGACAGCCACCGUGUGGUCCUCAACCCCCUCUGGUACGAGACCUUGCAUCGUUACCGCGCCAGAUGCCUCCAGCGUUUCGAGCUCCUGCGCACACUCACCCGUGUCAAUGGUCAAGCGCGAAGGAUGAUUCACCGACGCUUCCCCCGGGUCGAACAGUCGCUCCAGAUGGCGGGGUCAAGGCCGUGCUUCAAUUUGGCGUGGAUCUGUCCUAGGUUCGACAUAUUUGUGCUCAGAAUGGACCUUGGGAACACUCACCUGCAGGAAGCGCUGCUUAACCCUCUUGUCAUGGCCCCCGAUCUGCCUCUCAUUAACAGUGUCCAGAUCGCCGCAUUCCAGUACAUAAUCCUGACUACAUCCUCCGUACGCUUCAGACAGCCCUCUUCCGACUGGCCGCCCCCUAUGGGAACGGUGUUACCAAUCGAAGUAAGUCUCUUCCCCAUCCUGAAACGCUGGGUAGCUGUCGAAGGGCAUUGUUUGGAGGAUCUGUGCAAUCUAUGGGGACCACUUUGGGAUCGCGGAAUCCGCGUCAUGGUCAGUGAGUAUAAACGGAACUCUCAAUACCAUCCUGCUGUUGAGUUCCUGGGGACACCAAAAGGCUUGCGGAUGCGUUUUGUGGACCGGGAUCAUGUUUACUCCUAG